GGUAUCUCUGAUCGCAGGGCAGACAGGCAGAGAGUGUAAAAUGGCGCACAGCUGUCGGUGGCGGUUCCCCGCUCGGCCCGGAGGGAGCAGCAACUCCGGUACCGGGAGGAGAGCGGGCCGAGUCAGGGUUACUGCCUCUUUGCGGAGUGUCUCUGGAGCCCACCCUAACGCAGCUGGGCUCGGACCCGGGUUUGAUGCUGCACUACAGGUCUCUUCGGUUAUCGGGAGCAACCUGCAGAAAUUUCGUGAUGUUUUGGGGGAAUCGAGCGACUCGAGCAGCGCGGAGGAAGAAGGGUUUGGAGGAUUUGGAACAGUUGCUGAACAGAAGCAAAUACAGAGCCCUUCCACAAAUUCUUCAGGCACACCCAUACAGGAGAAGAAGCCCAGAGGCCGCCCACCUCGGGCUCCAAAUGCCCAGAAAGCUGCUACAAGUUUACCUGCCUCCUUAUCACUUCCCUCCCACGCACAGGCACAACCUGAGGGCCCCGAAAGGCCAGCAGAGAAGGUGAAAAGACUGCCUGGGAGACCACCUGGCAGUGGGGAAAAGAGAAGAGGCCGCCCCCCUUCUUCAAACAGCAAGAAAGCCUGGAGUACGAGCAGCCAUGCGGCAGGGGAGGACAGCAGGCAGGCUGGGUUCGAAAUGGGCAUUGACACAGAGGGGGACAAAGACAGAAAGGGCGCCAAGAGGCUGCCGGUGGGCUCGGCUCAGCCACAUGACACUGAGGUUAAGCUUCCCAAAGGUGGACGGGGUGAAUCCAAAGUUACCAACCUGAAGAGACUGACAGAGACUAAACUCGCCCCUCUCAAGUCACGCCUCAAGACUCUGCCUGGUGUACCCAGACGCAGACGUGGACGACCACCCUCAGCUGAGCGACUCAAAGCCGAAGCUGCAGCCGCAGCUGCUGCUGCUGCACAGCUGUCUGCCUCCAUUGAAUGUGGGGAAGGAAAGCAUAAGGCCUUCAGGGUCCGAGGUGGGGACAGAGGCACGGAACCGCACGCGCCUCAGCAGCCUAUGCUGAGGGACGUGGACGGUGCCGAGGACCAGGGCUCUUCCAAUCCACCUGCCUCCCCAUCUCCCUCCAAGUCAGGCAGGACGGUGGGUCUCAGAAAAAGCCCUCGGCACAGAAAGCCAGUCAGAAUCGUCCCCCCUUCGAAACGCACUGAUGCUACCAUUGCUAAACAGCUGCUCCAGCGUGCAAAGAAAGGAGCACAGAAGCGACUGGAGAACAAAGCUGUGGCCAUAGGGGGCAGUGGGGCAGGAACUAUUGAAGCUGGCAUUAGGAAGACCCCACUGAAGAACAUCAGGCAGUUUAUCAUGCCUGUGGUCAGCACUGUCUCUCUUCGCAUCAUCAAAACCCCAAAGCGUUUCAUUGAAGACGAGGGGAGUUUUGGGACCCCACCACCUCAUACUAAGAUGGCACGGUUAGAAACGACUCCCACAUCUGUCCCCGCAUCUGCCCAACCACCUUCCACCACGUCCUCAUCUCCUGCUCCGGUACUCGUCUCCUCCACGUCUGCUGUCGCCAGCCCUGGCACAACGGCUCCGAUGGACUCCCUCCCCCCUCCCGCUUCUCCUGCCCCCAUUCCCACUGUUCCAUCGGCCGCUGCCAGUCUGCUCAACAGCAACACCAACAACACAGCCAACGGGCGGUUCAGUAGUAGUGCGCCGUCUUGUGGCUCUAGUGCUGUGUCACAGCAUUCCUCCCAACUCUCGUCUGCAGAGUCUUCCAGGUCCAGCAGCCCGAGCUUGGAUGACUCAUCGUGUGACUCUCAGGCUUCUGAGGCCACGCAGGCUUUGUCAGAACCAGAGGAUCAUUCUCCGUCCUCACAGGGAGAGAGGGAGGCCAACCUGUUACACAGCUCACGGCCGCCCUCUCCCCCUUCUGAGCCAGAGCCAGAGCAUGUGUUGGUGGAAAGGAGUCGGCGAGGCAGGAGAGGGCAGGGGGUCGGCCGGGGAGGUCAGAAACAGAGGGUGCGAGAGGCCCUCACCACUGGAACUAAAAAGCCAAUCAUCAGCCCGCCGACAGGAGUUCUGAUGUCCUCCUCUGCACUUGUAAAUUCCCAGCAAGCUUCAUCCACGGCCUCCUCCUCUUCUUCCCCUCCUCCUCCCCCUCUCCUCACCCCUCCACAGCCCACCCAGUCCGGUUCCGCCAACGCGACUGCCAUCGCUGAACAUCACCCCCAGUCGUCGUGGAUGCCUCACCCCAUCCCGCCGUUCCUGCCCGGGUCGCUGUCGAGCUUGUCAGACAAACGAAACCGCUCCAUCCUGAAGGAGCCCACCUUCCGCUGGACAUCCCUGUCCCACCCUAGGCAUCAGUACUUUUCCUCUGCUAAAUAUGCAAAAGAGGGCCUCAUUCGGAAGCCCAUAUUUGACAACUUCCGUCCUCCCCCUCUCACACUUGAAGAUGUUGGGCUGCUGCCCCAGGGCGUUGGUGGAGCAGGGGGAGCUGCUCCAGUCGCGUUUCCAGCACCAGGCAGCGGAGCAGGAACAGGGACGCGUCUGUUUGCUCCUCUUCACCCGCACGCCCACCACCAACAUCCCUCGUCGUCCCGCUUCGACACGCCACUCCAGAAGCGCAGCCCGUUGCUUCGCGCCCCACGUUUCACUCCCAGCGAGGCCCACUCUCGAAUAUUUGAGUCUGUUACCCUGCAGUCGUCCUCCGGCAGCAGCCCCGGUUCCCUCUCCCCGCACCAGACGUCCUCCAGCUCCGGCAGGACGUCGCGGCGCAGGAGGCGGCUGGUCUCGGGAACAGUGCGCGGCCACCCGAGGUCUCAGUCUCACUCAAUGACCAGACGCAGCAGCCAAAUAGGAGGCCAGAUGUCUGUGGGGAAAGGCACCCCUGAGAUGUCUGUGCUGACAGGCUCUGUCUCCACUAGUAGCCCCAGUUCUUUGCCCGGGGUGUCUGCAAGUUCACUAGCCACUAGUGCCUUAACUCCUCCUCCUCCUUUCAGCACCUUCUCCACUGUAUCGCGGGGUUUGUCCUCUCAAGGAACACCUGAUAGCAGAAGAGGGGCCACUGGAAACCCACCUCCUAUGUCAACUACUUCAUCAACUUCUUCCCCACUUUUCCCUCAUUUCCCUGCCCAAGACACGGGGCGAGGAGCCGGGAAAGGAGGCAAAGAAAAAAGCUCGUCAGCUCUGCAAGAACCUGCUCCAAAGGAAAAAGAAAGGGAUUCUGAGAAAAGCCGUGAGAAAGAGAAGGAGAAGGAGAAUAAGAGGGAAGGGAGAAAAGAUUUGGACAAAAGAAGUAAGGUCUCUACACCAGAUGGCUCCCCCAAUGCGCCUUCUGGCAUGUUUACUGUAGAUGGAGACUCGGAAAGUGCUCUCUCAUCUCUCGCUCCAAAAAAGACUCCAGGUAGAAAGAAAUCAACAUCUGCUGACACGGUUUCUGACACGGCUUCCUCAGAUGUGCGUGGGCUCCACUCCCCUGUUCCUGUGUCCAUUGCUAAAGGACGUCUACCUAAGAAAGGCAGAGUUUCUGAAAAAGGAGCAGAGACGGAGGACGGGGAAAAGGAGAAAGAGAAACGAAGUGCUCCUAGCCAGCAGACCGCAAGCCUUCCAGCGCAGCCCGGCAGACAACAGCUCCCUGUCUCCUCUCUUCGAACAGUGUUGGCACAAGCAGAGAAACAUCCUGUGACUGACAAGCAGGUAGUCGGACUACUGAAAAAGGCCAAAGCCCAGCUCUUUGAGAUAAAGAAGAAUAAGCUGAAGCCUGCAGAGCAGACCAAGGUCCAGGGUCAGGAGAGUGACUCGUCAGAGGCCUCGGUACGUGGCCCACGCAUCAAGCAUGUAUGUCGGCGUGCAGCUGUGGCUCUCGGCCGUAACCGGGCAGUGUUCCCCGACGACAUGCCCACACUUAGUGCCUUGCCCUGGGAGGAGAGAGAGAAGAUCCUAUCUUCCAUGGGGAACGAUGACAAGUCUUCAGUAGCAGGCUCUGAGGAAGCGGAGCCUCAGUCCCCACCAAUAAAGCCACGGGAAACUCGACAAAAAUCGGUUCAAGAAGCUCCUCCUAAGAAGGGUCGACGGUCGCGGCGAUGUGGUCAGUGCUCAGGCUGCCAGGUUCCAGAAGAUUGUGGCGUCUGUACCAACUGUCUCGACAAGCCCAAGUUCGGAGGGCGAAACAUUAAAAAGCAGUGCUGCAAGAUGAGAAAGUGUCAGAACCUGCAGUGGAUGCCCUCAAAGAUGCUUCAAAAGCAAGGCAAAGGCAAGAAAGACAAGAAAAAGAACAAGCUGUCUGAGAAGAAGGACGGUCUCAAUCCGGUAAAAGGACCAAACUCAGAGUCUGGCCCUAAACCUCCAGCUCCAUCAAAGGAAGACCCUGCACGUAAAAAGUGUGAGACUCCUCCUUUAAAGCCGGGAGAGGAAAAGACGAGACCGCAGCCGCUAUCGAGGCAGCCAUCCCCGGACCUCUCAUCCUCCCCUUCCCCAGACGAUCCUUCUCAGGCCCCCAGCGCGGUCACAGUCCGGACUCCUUCUCCAGACCUGACACCGGACCCCAAACAGCUCUCAGGCACGAGCAGCGUCCCCAGUAAAAAGGGACACAAACCACAGCAAUCUGCACCAGCUUCCACCUCCUCCUCGUCAUCCUCUUCCACAUCGUCAUCUUCGUCAUCCUCGUCAUCGUCCUCCUCUGCUUCGUCUUCGGCCCAGAAUUCCCCGUCCCAGUCUACGCAGUCUCACCAACCGUCGCAGCAGCAGCAGCAGCAGCAGCAGCAGCAGCAGCAGCAACAACGGGCUCUUGCGAGUCAGCCACUUUCAAAAAAAGAUUCCUCGCCCAAGUUUCCUCUGCCCGAAUCCAAGAAGAAAAUCCAGCAGGUCUCAGUUCAACAGCAGAGCUCAACUCCAACUAUUUCAGAGAUUGUUGAAUCAAAGCUCCAGAAGAAGCCAACCUCUCGCUCUGUUCCUCUGUCUCCCAAACAGAGACCAAAAGACAAGCCACUGACCAUCAAACCACCCGGCAGCAGUACUUUAAACUGGCUGAGCACUCCCUCGACUAGGGGCCAGGUGAAGUCCAGAGCGCCCUGCGACGGAGUGCAUCGUAUCAGAGUGGAUUUCAAGAGGGACCAUGAUGUGGAGAAGGUGUGGGAGGCUGGAGGCCUCAGCCUUCUCACCUCCGUGCCUGUCACACCCAGGGUGCUCUGCUUCUUAUGCGCGAGCAGUGGAAAUGUCGAGUUUGUCUUCUGCCAGGUUUGCUGUGAACCGUUCCAUCUCUUUUGCCUGGGGGAGUCGGAGCGCCCUCUCCAGGAGCAGUUUGAGAACUGGUGUUGCCGACGAUGCCGAUACUGCCAGGCCUGUGGGCGCCAGCACCAGAAAACUAAACAGCAGCUGCUAGAGUGCGAUAAGUGCCGCAACAGCUAUCACCCGGAGUGCCUGGGUCCCAACCACCCGAACAGACCCACCAAAAAGAAGAGAGUCUGGGUUUGCACCAAGUGUGUGCGCUGUAAGAGUUGUGGAGCCACGAAACCUGGGAAGUCUUGGGAUGCCCAGUGGUCGCACGAUUUCUCCAUGUGUCAUGACUGUGCCAAACUCUUUGCUAAAGGGAACUUCUGCCCACUGUGUGAUAAGUGCUAUGACGAUGAUGACUAUGACAGCAAGAUGAUGGAGUGCGGCCGUUGCAACCAUUGGGUUCAUGCCAAGUGUGAGAAUCUUACAGAUGAAAUGUACGAACUGCUGUCAAAGCUGCCAGAGAGCGUCGCCUACACGUGUACCAAAUGUACUGAGCGCCAUCCGGCCGAGUGGAGGACGGCUUUGGAGAGGGAGCUUCAGGGCCGCAUUCGCCAUGUCCUUACUGCACUGCUCAACUCCCGCACAUCCACACAUCUAUUACGCUACAGACAGGCGGUCAAGCCUCCAGAGCUGAACCCGGAAACAGAGGAGAGUCUUCCAUCCCGUCGUUCCCCAGAAGGCCCGGACCCUCCGGUCCUGACCGAAGCCGCCUCCGCACCUCCCACUGACUCCCCUCCAGACCUGGAGUCUGUUGAGAAAAAGAUGGAUCAGGGCCGUUACACUUCACUGCUGGACUUUAGCGAUGACAUUGUGCGAAUCAUUCAGGCAGCCAUUAACAGUGACGGAGGCCAGCCCGAGAGCAGGAAAGCCAACAGCAUGGUGAAGUCUUUCUUCAUUCGGCAAAUGGACCGAAUCUUCCCGUGGUUCAAAGUGAAGGAAUCCAGUUUCUGGGAAAGGAAAAAAGUCUCUGCCAACAGUUUGCUCCUCCCCAAUGCUGUGCUGCCUCCGUCCCUGGACCACAACUAUGCCCAGUGGCAGGAGAGACAGGAGCUUUCCCGCGCUGAGCACCCACACUUCAUGAAGAAGAUCAUCCCAGCUCCCCGGCCCAAAACCCCCGGUGAACCAGAUUCUCCCACCUCCCCUCCUCCGCUACCUCCCUCUCUACCCCCACCACCACCACUUCUGCCUGACCGUGAAGACAGCCCAGAGCUCCCUCCUCCGCCUGGUGUCACUGACAACAGGCAGUGUGUUCUUUGUCUGAAGUACGGAGACGAGAACACUAAUGAGGGCGGACGGCUGCUGUACAUCGGCCAGAACGAGUGGACCCAUGUGAACUGUGCUCUGUGGUCGGCUGAAGUGUUUGAAGACGACGAUGGCUCUUUGAAAAAUGUUCACAUGGCUGUUCUCAGGGGAAAACAGCUGCGCUGUGAGAAGUGUCAAAAGCCAGGGGCCACAGUUAGCUGCUGCCUCACCUCUUGCACCAGUAACUACCACUUCAUGUGUGCCCGCCAGUGCCACUGCAUCUUCCUGGAGGACAAAAAAGUCUACUGUCCGAAGCACAGGGACCUCAUCAAAGGAGAAGUGGUGUCUGGGUUUGAGGUGACGCGCAGGAUCCUGGUGGACCUAGAUGGCAUUAGUCUCAGGAGGAAGUGGCUGUCAGGACUGGAGCCUGAAAAUGUCCACAUGAUGAUAGGUUCCAUGACCAUCGAUUGUUUGGGAAUACUGACUGAACUGUCAGACUGCAAACGCAGACUCUUCCCUGUAGGAUACCAGUGCUCACGGGUGUACUGGAGUACUUUAGAUGCCCGAAAGCGAUGUGUAUAUACCUGUAGGAUCCUAGUUUGCCACCCUCCAGUGGCGGAGUCUGACCUGAAGAGCAUGAUGGCUCCUGAAGAGAACCGCACAAUAGCCCACAGCCCACCUCCCAUAACAGACUUUCCUGAUCCAUUUGAAUCACCAAGGCGUUCUGAGACCCUUUCCCCCACCACCACCCCCAAGCUCAGGGUUUACACCAGGAAUCGACACCCCAGCUACCCCCCUUGUCAGCGCUCACUAGGUCCCAGGCCCAUGCCAUCUCCAGGAGGUACCUCGCAGCCCCAAAGCCAUGAGAUAGUGACAGUGGGAGACUCCCUGGUAAACCCCAGCAUGCGGAAUAGUGACUCGCGUCGUCACAGCUCCCCUUCUCUCUCUCCUCCUCCCCACCAGCUGAACAGACAGAGAGGGGUCACCUCCUCGCCGCAGAUUUUGUCACGACCUCUCACCUCGCCCCCUCCCCUCAUUCCAUCCCCUGCCAGAGACCCGGAAAAGUCCAGACAUCUCAGCAAAGACUCGAAAUGUCCGGUCCAGAGAGACGAUGAGAGGGGUCGGCUGUUUUCCGCGGACAGGAACAAACAGCAACCAUCCAGAGACACAGACAGGGGGAGGACUUCGAGUCGAGACCAAGCUUCUAAGGAUUCUGACAAGAGUCGAUCGUCCAGAGAACUUGGGCAAAAAGACUCUGACAAGGGCGAAAUAUCAGCCAAAGAAUCAGAAAAGAAGAGGCCACUGAGCAAAGAUUCUGGUCUGAGAGAAGUGGAGAGGGGAAGACCUCUCAGUAGAGAUCCCUUAAGGGAUUCAGAGAAGGUGAGACAAGUAAACAGGGACUCUGAGAAGGGUAGACAGCAAAGCAGAGAGUCGAGCACUAGGGAAACGGAUAAGAGUAAAUCAUCGUCGAGAGAUCCAAGCUACAAGGAUGGGGACAAAGCACGGUCACUCAGUAAAGAUUCAGGACUAAGGGACUCUGAGAAGCAUAGACAUUAUGGCAGGGAAACAGGAAAACCCUCAGGCCAAGGAAAAGACAGGUCAUCUAGUAGAGACCCUGACAAGGGUAGACUUUCCUCUAGAGAUUCCAGUUAUCGAAACAUAGAGAGAAACAAAGACUCUGGCUCAGGGAAAGACAGUAACCCCGGUAGUCAGUCCAAACUGACAGGAGGUGAGAGUAAGAGCCCAAGAUUGGCACCUGCAGGCUCAGGCCAGUCUUCCCCUCCUGUGGGCACUGCUGUUCUCACAAGUCAGCAGAGAGGUGGCAUCACCAAGCAGGCAGACCGACAAGGGAAACACGGAAGCAAAGAUCAGGAAGUUUCUGCAAGCCUCAAUUUGUUGCCUCGUCACCGGUCCACGCCCACCUCAAACAUCCAGUGCAAGGACAAGGCCAGCUCAGGGAAGGAGAGUAGUAGUGGCACUGGAAAUGUAAUAGCAUCUUCACUCCAUAAGGACUCUGUUGUUGGGAAAUCUGGCUCCCCGCAACCUUCAUUUCAGAAAUCCCACACACGGAAAUCAAACGAUUACUCGUCAGGUCCAGCCACGGCAGCAGCUGUGAAACCGCUGUGGUUGUCAAGGACAUCAGCAGAAGACGAUGCCGUUAAACGAGGCUCCAUGCACCUGGCCUCCCCAGCUGCAGCCUCAGCUGCCAAAGACAAACAGCCCAAAGUUAAGACAGCAGGCAGCAGAGACGUGUCCAAAGACCGCGAUAGAGAUAAGACCCUUCAAAACAGCAACAGCAGCAACAAGAUUCCCCUUCUCAACAACAAUACUAAAGCCACUGGCAGCUCCAACACUCAUGCUACAAACCCCAGCUGUCACAACAGCAGCAAUAGCAAAGCUCCAGUGCUCGGAAACAGCACCAAAGCCCCUGGGAAGGCUCAGGGGGAGAAGUACGAGAAUCAGGGAGGCGACAGGCCCUCGUCAAAGAGCAGAGAAAAUUACUCCUGUCCGGAGAGGAAGAACAGCUCCAGUCUGGACAACUUGCAGCAGCUGCAGCAGGCUGGUGUAACCGCGGAGAAAAGCGUGAAAACGUCUUCCCAGUCUCACACCAAACAAACAACCAAUCAGCUGCCGCUGUCGUCCAGAGAGACGAAGCGAUCGGUUAAACCGGCCACUGCUGCUCCGCUGAAGACCGAUGUCAAAACCGACCCUAAUGGGACCAGCACUGUCGGGGGUAUUUCCUCUUCCUCCUGUUCCACAACCACUGCCUCCACUGUCUCUCCUGCUGGCCAGGGGAGUCGUCGCUCCGCCCGCUCCGCUCUCCUCUCCUCGCCAUCUGCCAGCAGCAACGACAGCUCCGAAUCUGACACCCAGACCCAGACGGAGGACGACGAGCUGCACAAAGAGCACUCGUGCAGCGAGCUCAGAGACCACCGCGGCCUCCUCACUCAAGGCACCGAGGACGAGGGCGAUGGCCCGGAAGAUGACCACGACAGAGGCAUGGAAGACAAACACCACGAGGACGACAGUGACGGAUCGGGCUCAGCUAAGCGCCGUUACCCUCGACGCAGCGCCCGUGCACGCUCCAAUAUGUUCUUUGGCCUCACGCCCUUCUACGGGGUUCGCUCAUACGGUGAGGAGGACCUUCCCUUCUACGGCAGCGGGGACGGAGCCGGGAAUGUGGUCAAGAGGAGGACUGGUGGCCGCAAGAAGUCAGCUGAGGGGCAAGUGGACGGGGCCGAUGACAUGAGCACCUCGUCUUCAUCGGGGGACAGCGGAGACGACGACGACAGUGGAAUGAAGCACAGGGGUAAAGACCCUUACUACUACAACUUCACCCGAACAAUAAUUAACCCCGGUGACGGCCUGCCGUCUAUAGAAGGAUUAGACCAGUGUCUGGGAAGGGGAUCCCAGCUUCAGCGUUUUCUUAAAGACGAGGAGCAGCAACAACAAAGGGCUCAAGAAAAAGUUGAAGAGGACAUGCUGAGUGCUCUGACCUUAGGAAAGCAGCGCAUCGGCCAGCUCGAUGGGGUUGACGACGGCUCAGAGAGCGACACCAGCAUCUGCACCACUAGCACCACAACCACUACGGCCACCUCCUCUUCUACCCCGCAUAAGAGCGCUCCUAAGAGGAGGGGCAGAGAAAGACACGCCGAGAAGCACGACUCCCGCGACUCGAGUAAGGAAGCCGACAACAGCGGUGGAGCGGUGAGCGGCAACACGCGAGAAGGCAGAAAGAACCAGAAGGAGAACUGUCUUCCUCUAGGAGGCGGGGUCAAGUCCCAGCCGCAGAGUCAGGGUCAGGAUCCCCUUGAGGCCCAGCUGUCCCUCAGCACAGACCUGCUCAAAUCCGACUCUGACAACAACAACAGUGAUGACUGCGGGAACAUUUUGCCGUCGGACAUCAUGGAGUUCGUCCUGAACACACCUUCCAUGUCACUGCCAGCUCUGGGUCAGCAGUCUGAGCCGUCUUCCUCAGAGCUGCUGCUGGACGAGGGCUACGUAGGGGUUGAUGUCAACAGGCGCAAAGACAUACUGUUUGACGACUUUUCAACGCCACUGCCCAGUGCUGAAAGCGGAGGGGUGGUGGAGAGUAGUGUGAAUAGCUCCAUAUCUGUCGAGGAGCCGUAUCUUCCUCUGGAGUUGCCCUCUGACCUUUCCGUCUUGACCACACGCAGCCCUACCGUCAGCACCAGCCAGAACCACACCGCUGGGAGUCUCAUCUCAAACACCUCGGACCGCGGCAUGCUGGGCCUGAACUCUGACCAGGACACCAUCAGCGGAGAAAAGAGUGGGGACAAGAAGAGGGCGGGGCCAGGCGUGUCGCCAGCGGAGAAUCAGCACGAUGCCACAACUUUGGGAAACAGGGACACGCAGGUCACUGAAGGCCACAUGACCCCCGAGCAGUUUAUUCCCAGCCCUGCUAUUAGCCAGGUGGUCGAAGCCCCCGCUAACCAGGACGUUCCCAGCAGUUCCAGCACACCUGGUUUGCCAAGUUCUCCAUCCCUGCCUCUUCAGGGCCAGAAGUACAUCCCAGCAUCAGCAGCAGCUGCAGGCAGCCCCAGUCCAGUGUCCGGCCCAGGACCUUCCCAGGGUCAGGUCUCCAGCCCGGCAGUCAUCAAACCGGGGCCCGACAAGCUCAUUGUAGUCAAUCAGCAAUUCCAGCCUCUCUAUGUUCUCCAGCCCGUUCCUAAUGGUGUCACUCAAAAGAUGGACAGUAGCUCUCCUGCCGUGCUGAGCUCCAUGACUCUUACCACAGGGUUAAACACCGGUUUAUCUCCAGCCCAGUCUAUAUUUCCUGCUGGCGGCAAAGUCCUGGGCACCAUGUCUCACCCCUCUCAGAUCCACACCUUCACAGGGCCCACACAGGCGGGCUUCCAGACAGGAAUCCCCAGCACCACGUCGGGGCUCAUCAUCGGUUUGCCCUCUCAGUCCCACGACCAGCCCCAGAUUCUGGUCUCGGAGGCCGGUCGACCGCACGAGCUGAGUCACAGCGUUGCCAUAGUUUCCAGUCCUUCCUCCCUCACUUCUUCCCCGACUCUAAUUGCCUCCGCUCAUGGCAAGAAGAGGCCUAUUUCUCGUCUUCUGCCAAGAAAAAGCAAAAAGUUAGCCCGCUCCCGUAGCCAGCCCACCCUGGCUCCGUCUGAAGUAUGCCCUCCCAACAUGACCCUCAUCAACUUGUCUUCCCCUCAGAUUACUGCUAGCAUCCCUGGUCAGCCUGGUGGUCUGGUGGAGUUAGGUACCCUGUCCACUACCCAGCGCAAGGUUCCCAAUAUCAUCAAGAGACCAAAGUCAGGUGGGGUUAUGUACUUGGAUCCCACCACGCUCAUUCAGCAGAGGAUCCCUGGUACAGCCCAGCCUGGUAUUCUGGGUCACGAUUCCUCCACUCAUCUCCUACCUUGCACCGUCUCUGGUCUCAACCCCAGUCAGUCUGUGUUGAAUGUUGUGUCCAUGCCCCCUAGUGGUGCUGCUAGCCUCAUUGCACCAGGCUCGGUGUCACUCUCCACCCCUGUCCUCAGCUCCACCGAGAUCACAGGGCAGAUCAGCAACCUCCUUUUUAAAGCAGGUCCUCACGGAUUGGGUCUGUCAGAUCAGCCAGUAGUCCUUCAGUCAGCGUCGGGGGCUCCUCUGAUGUCGCAGCUCAGCUCGUCCGUUCAGACAUCUAUAGCGAGCAGCAUCUGCGUCCUGCCCACCCAGCAGACUAUUAGCAUGGCUGUCAACCAGCAAGGAGAGACAGAAGGCAGUAAUGUUCACUUACAGCAUCAGUCUCAGCCCAUUAACAGAGUCCAGACUGUGGACUCCUGUCCAAACAACACUGUCACUUUAGCUCCCAACCCAUCCACCCCUCUAAGCCCUGCCAAGGGACGUGUUGUUGGAGUGUUCACGCAUACACAGGCCUCUGCACACUCCCAGAGCAGCAGAACAACUCCGAUUUCCAGAUCAUCAGAACAAAGGCCGCUGAAUUCCACCGCGGUAGUGUCAGGAGCUGCCGCAGUUCCAGGAGUGGAAAAGGGAAAACACAAAGCGAAGAGGAACAGGCAGAGUGCAGACAUAAGCAGUGGAAAGAAGCUCAAGGCCUCUCAGGCAGAGGAACAUCGCAGCAGCCCUGCUGGACGCCAGCCAUCCUCAAACCCAAGCUCCAAAGAGCUGAGCUCACCUGAGCCUAUGGACACAGGAAAGCCUCCAGAUAAGGCGGCCGGCAAGAGUGUACUCGGUAAGAAGAAGUCAUCGGAAGGACACAUUUUACCCGGGAAAGUAGUGGGCAAAGACAAACCAUCUACAGCUGGAGGAACGGGAUCUCUUCCUGUGUCUUUACCACCGGACCAGGAUGGCAACAGCAGGGAUACCGGCUUGGAUAGCAAACCCAAAAAAGGCAUCAUCUUUGAAAUCUGCAGCGAGGACGGCUUCCACAUUCGCUGUGAGAGCAUCGAAGAGGCCUGGAAAUCCCUGACUGACAAGGUACAAGAAGCUCGCUCCAAUGCACGACUCAAAGAGCUCUCAUUUGAUGGUGUGAAUGGACUGAGAAUGCUCGGAGUCGUUCAUGAAGCGGUGGUCUUCCUGCUGGAGCAGCUGUACGGCUCCAGACACUGUCGAAGCUACCGCUUCCGCUUCCACAAACCCGAGGAAACCGACGAACCUCCCAUCAAUCCCCACGGCUCGGCCCGGGCAGAGAUCCACCACAGGAGGUCUGUAUUUGACAUGUUCAAUUUCUUGGCCUCAAAACAUCGCCAACCUCCUGAGUUCAGGCCGCAGGAAGAGGAUGACGAGGAGGGGCAACUCCGGACAGCCAGGCGUGCCUCUAUGGAGCUACCGCUUGCUGUGAGAUUCAAACAGCUCAAGGCCACCUCGAAGGAAACUGUUGGAGUGUACAGGUCUCCAAUUCAUGGCCGAGGUCUCUACUGCAAGAAAACCAUUGAGGCUGGGGAGAUGGUCAUCGAAUACUCUGGAAAUGUCAUCCGGUCUGUGCUCACGGACAAACGGGAGAAAUAUUACGAUGGAAAGGGGAUCGGCUGUUACAUGUUUCGCAUCGACGACUACGAGGUGGUGGACGCCACGGUGCACGGCAACGCCGCCCGCUUCAUCAACCACUCCUGCGAGCCCAACUGCUACUCUCGGGUGAUCACCGUGGACGGCCAGAAGCACAUCGUCAUCUUCGCCUCUCGCCGCAUCUACUGUGGAGAGGAGCUCACGUACGACUACAAGUUCCCCAUCGAGGACGCCAGCAACAAGCUGCCCUGCAACUGCGGCGCCAAGAAGUGUCGCAAGUUCCUCAACUGAUGCCUGUUCCUGCAGAGAGGAUUGUUGAGCAGCAGUGCCACAAUGAUCUGAGGACGCCCCCUGCUGGGGGUUCGCCACGGCACUGCCUUCAUGAUGAUUUUAUGGUCUUACGAAGGACCACAGCUGCCGACAGGCCGCGAUCUCUCAGCGUUUCUGCUGCCGAUGUUGGCAGAUCGCUUCAGAGAUGGAGCUUGUUGGCGUUACUGUAUAUGCAGAAAGCGCCAUUUUGGAGGACGGGCCAUUUGUAGAAAUUCUGUGCCUCCUUUUUGUCUCAUUUACAUUUGGCACCGGAAGUUUCACCCCCCGAGGUGAGUAAUGAAUUCACAGCAUUGCAAUAUCAACUUUAAUUUCAUAUUUGGAUGAUAAAGUUACCCCUUCAUAAUGUUUUUUUACAUUGGCCCAUCCUCCUUAAUUUUCUACAAAUAUGUUAUGAUCUACUAAAGUGAACAUAGAAAAAAAAAAAUCAAAGAUCUUGGUUCCAUUUUACACCAAAGUGCAAUUUGUUGAAGGGACAGUAAUUUUACUAGAAGUAAAAAAUUAGAUUUUGUUUUUAUUUUUUAUCUCCGUGUCAGCUGUUAUCGAUGCACAACUCCAUGUCUGAAUGUGCCCUGAUGCCUACAGAGCUGUUGUGAUUUUACAGGAACCUUCCCCUAAAUGUUUUUUUUUUUUUUUUUUUUUUUUUUAUAUUUUUUUUUAAUUAAAAGCUUGUAAGUGUGUACAUUUGACACUGUAAAUAGGAGCUGCUCCUGUUUAGCAGUCUGUUGGGAGCUGUACAGGUGGGAACACUAGAGGGAGCCACAGGAAGGAAAAGAGCAAAAAAAGGAGGGAGAUGGAUUCUUUAAAUAUUUGGCCGUUUGCGUAAAGGAUGACAUCAGAGGUUGAGGCCGCCUGAUGUACUUAAAUGGACUUUUGGAGUCUUGACAUGUUGGUAGCUAUGUAGACAUGUUGUUGAUGGGAUGAAGCCUCUGGCCUGAGAGAGCGAGGCAGCUAGAGAUUCUGGUGGACUGACAGCCGAGGGACCAGAGAAACCUACUGAUGUGCUUGAGUAGACGUAUUUAUAAUUGAUUUUUUAUUUUUUUUUGGAGGCGUGCAGACAGACGUGUUCGUGCAUGCUGUUGGUUUUAUCAGUUUUUCUUUUUUUUUUCUUUUUUGUUUUUUUUUGGUAAUUGUACGAUCUCGGACUUUUGAACCACGUUCCAAAUUACAGCAGCAAAGAGAACCAAACAUCACGCCCUCGAAUUGAACUUUGACACAGCUUGUUUUCUUCUUGGCCUGUUGUGAUAACCAUGGGGGGGGGGGGGACUUUUUUUAUUUGUAUUAAGUCUUCUA
Messenger RNA from Mugil cephalus (flathead mullet), 15076 nucleotides. It is a transcript of the gene kmt2a, whose product is annotated as lysine (K)-specific methyltransferase 2A. The record is from RefSeq and is a predicted model, not a curated record. Gene Ontology annotation, biological process: positive regulation of DNA-templated transcription. Gene Ontology annotation, cellular component: nucleus; histone methyltransferase complex. Gene Ontology annotation, molecular function: histone H3K4 methyltransferase activity; zinc ion binding; protein binding. NCBI's taxonomy places the organism in Eukaryota, Metazoa, Chordata, Actinopteri, Mugiliformes, Mugilidae. The transcript is spliced from 34 exons. Bases 41 to 13747 code for a protein of 4568 amino acids.